AUGAAUAUUUUUGCACGAAUUUGUAUUGUUUUGGCAGUUGUGCAUUCAGCGUAUGUUUCAGGGGAAAAAUGCGCCAGAAAUCCACUUGGCAGAGAUUUUUUAUUAAAGCAAAAUCUACAGUAUUUUAGGGCACCGUAAUCUGAAGAGAUUUCUGGAAUUUUUAUCGAUAGAUCAACUUUUGGUUUGAAAAUUUACGUGAAAAAGCUUUGAUUUUUUACACCGAAUAUACAGUAUUCCUGCUGUUACCGUAACCUGGUAGAUCAAAUUUGCACAAAAUAAUUUUGUGUAAUUUAUUCAGUAACCGUCCAUCUAUGAAAAAAAUUCAACGCCUUUCAUCUGAAAUGUUCCCAAAAAAUUAUACGUUUCAAAAAUGACAUAAAUCAAAAUUAAUUUGGAAUAUUUUUAUUCAUCAACGGGAUUUAUGCAAAAACCUAUUUUCAAAUAAUAAUAUUAUUUUCAGUCCUUCAGUUCCUGAUUCGAUAAACAAACCAAAGUUUUGUAAAAAGGAGAAAAGAGAUAGUGAGUUCCUUAAAUUUGUCUAUUUUUCUAACAUCCCAAAUUUUUCUAGACAUCGAAUAUCCUCGAACUCGAGCAUGUAUGCAAAGUUCUCAAGCAUGUCCAGAUCCUGAAAAUGUGAUAGGUACAGUAACCCGCUAUUGUAAUUGUCAAACUGGAACUUGGGAAUCACCGGAUACAACAAAUUGCACUCAUAAAUGGGUUGGAGAAGCUGAAACUGCUAUAAAAAACAAUCAACCGGUUGAAAAUAUCAGUGGAAAUGUGAAUAUGAAUUUGGCAAAUACUUUGAAGCAAACACUUUUUGGAGGAGAUAUUACAGGAACUGUGAAAUUGAGUGGAGAUAUGUUGGAUUUGGCGAGAAGUCAAUUUGAUAUUUUGAAUGAUCGAAAUGUUCGAGAGACUAAAGCAAGAAGUUUUACAAAGGUUUGGUGAAAUGGGAAUUUUUAAAAGAAAAAUAAUUUGUUCACUGUUUCAAAUUUUUUGUUUUUUGAAAGUUAGAGUCUCAAACUUGAAGAUUACAAUGAAAGAUUUUUCACAAUUUGAAAAUCGGAAUUUUGUUUGUAAAAUGAUUUCAAAAAAUACACAAGUUUUUUUUUUUCUGUUUCGAAAACUUCAAAUUUCAGAACCUCGGUGGAUCCGGUGAUCAACUUCUUUCCCAAACCGCUGCUUCAGUUUGGGACCAAUUAACCCCAACAAAUCGAAUAGAUCAUGCAUCACAAUUAAUGAGUUAUCUCGAACAAUCAGUUCUUCUUUUGGGUGAAUAUAUGGUGGAUAAAAAAAUGAAUUAUGCAUAUACAAAUUGGGCGAUGGAAGUUGAACGGAGCGAACCCGAAUUUACAAAGACUUUGGGAGGCGAUGAAAAUGUUCAAGAUGAUUCUGGAGGAUUUCGAGUUAUGGGUUCAGGUGCACCAGCUGCGAGUGAACCAAUUAAUAAUACUGUAGAUUUUCCCAGCUUGAAAUUGACACCAACGAUAACUUUGCCAUCGACAAGUAUUCUAGGUAUGUUUUGUUUGGGAAUUUUUCUUCAAAUAAUAUUUUUUAUUUCAGAAAGCCUAACGAAUUCCAUAUCUCCACAAACUUUCCAAGCAAACGAUGCUGUUGGCUCAUUUUCUGUUCAAUCUUCCCAAUCUGAACCAAAUUUGAAUCGAAAUCCGAUAAAACUAGGAUUCUACGCUUUCUCAGGAUUUGGACAACUUUUGAAUUAUAACAAUAAUCAUACAAUGAUAAAUAGUCAAAUUAUUGGAGCAUCUGUGCAAAAUGCGACACAAAGUGUGAGGUGAGCAUUUAUUGUUGUUGAAAGGUUUUUGGUUUAGGAUUUGGUUAAUAUGAAUCUUGGGCUUUGAUAAAUAGCAAUCUCAUUGUAAAAAGUUAUGUAUUCACCUAAAUAUUUUCCGACAAAAAUGUGAAAAAAUAUCGAAAAAAUCUUCACACAAAAAUUUAUUUGAAUUUCUUGAAACAGUGAAAAAAAGGUUGAAGAAAAAUUUCAAAACAUUGAUUUUUUAAACUUAUCGUAUUUUAAAAUCCAAAUUCUGAUGAAUACAUGUUUUCUGGUAUUGUCAAGAGUCAAAAAAAAACACAUCAAGUAAAUUUUAAAAUAAAAUAUUAUACCAAUCAUUUGAAACAGUAAACAUUUUUUGAAUAAAAUUUUGGACAAACAAACAAUUUCGAAGGUUAGAGCAAAUUAUACAUUUUCCAUGAAAACCUUCAUUAUUUUUCUGAAACAGUGAAACAUUUUUGAAUAAAAAAUUCUAAAUUAUUUCCAGUCUUCCCGCUGAUCAUCCCGCAACUUUCACAUUUCUCCAUCUACAAACAAAAGGAGUCAGCAAUCCUCGAUGUGUUUAUUGGGAUCUCGAAUCAAAGAAAUGGUCAACAAUGGGUUGCACUUUGAUAUCGACUUCUUAUAAUGCAACACAAUGCUCUUGUACACAUUUGACCAGUUUUGCUAUUCUCAUGGAUGUUUCUGGACAAGUUGGUAGAUUUUCUGGAAAUCUUUCGUCUGCUCUUGAUGUUAUUUCAACAAUUGGAUGUGCUAUUUCGAUUGUUUGUUUGGCGUUGAGUUUUUUGGUUUUUACGUUUUUCAGGUGAGUUUUUUGGAAGAAUUUUCAGAAUCAAUUUUGGAAAAAUUUCACAGUACAAUAAAUAUAUUUGGAAGAACAAAAACGAACUCUUCUUGAAUUUCUAAUCUAUUCUCAAAUUCCAGAAACCUUCACAAUGUCCGCAACUCAAUCCACCGUAAUUUAUGCCUCUGUCUUCUCCUCGCCGAACUCAUUUUUGUCAUCGGCGUCGAUCGAACUGGAAAUAAAACAGGAUGCAGUGUUGUCGCCCUUCUUCUCCAAUAUUUUUUCUUGGCUUCAUUUUGUUGGAUGCUUCUUGAAGGAUAUCAAUUAUAUAUGAUGUUGAUUCAAGUUUUUGAGCCAAAUCGAACUCGAAUAUUUUUGUAUUAUCUAUUUUGUUAUGGUUGUCCAGCUGUUAUUGUUGCUGUUUCAGCGAGUAUUAAAUGGAAGGAUUAUGGAACUGAUAGAUAGUGAGUUGAAUAUUUUUUGGGAUAGGAAUUUGAUAAAUGGAAUAUUUUUUAGUUGCUGGAUUGAUACAUCAACUCCAACUUUAUGGGCAUUUAUUGGACCAAUAAUUGUUGUAAUUGCGGUUAGUUUUACGAGCGGAGCGAGUGUAAACCGCGAGCUGGAAAAAUUAUCCUAACUUUCUUGAGUUCAUCUUCAUUAUUUUUAAAUUUUCAGGCCAACAUGUUAUUCUUGCUGAUUGCUCUCAAAGUCGUUUUAUCAGUUCACAGUCGAGAUCGAACAAAAUGGGAUCGUAUUAUUGGAUGGCUCAAAGGAUCAGCAACACUUUUAUGUCUUCUAGGUAUCACUUGGGUUUUCGGAUUCUUGACAGCUGUAAAAGGUGGAACUGGAACAGCAUUUGCUUGGAUCUUUACAAUAUUAAAUAGCACUCAAGGAGUAUUCAUAUUCUUUUUACACGUUGUGAUGAAUGAAAAAGUGCGAGCAUCAGUUAUGCGAUGGCUUCGAACUGGAUUAUGUUGUCUGCCAGAAACAUCAAGUGCCGCUUACAAUUCUCGAUCAUUUUUGAGUAGUCGACAAAGAAUUAUGAAUAUGAUUAAAAGUAAUGGAAUAAGUUAUCCAAGUACAGCAAGCACUGAUGAUAAAGAGAAACAAUUGACACCGAUUAGAAAGACUGCCGAAUGGUUGGCAAAUCAACAGAAUCAUAGUGAAAGUGGGAAUAGUAUUGAGGAUGAAGAUAUUGGAAGUGGAAAUAUGAAUAGUGGGGAUAUAACGGAUAUAACGGAGAGAAGACGAAAUAACAAUGAAAUUGAACAUCAUGAUAUUGUUAGUCGAACGAGUUCAGAUCCAAGAGGAUCUAUGGUAAGUCUUUCAAUAGUUCAGGAUCCCACAAAAUCAGUUUUUCGAGUAGUUUUCUAAAUUUGAGAGUUUAAUGUGAUUCUCAAUAUUUUUCGAAAUCGUAGGACGCUAGAAUAGAAUUUAAAAAAAAUUCAUUAUACUUUCUCGAAGAUUUUUAUUCUAAAAUACGACAAACAACAAAAAACAAUUUGGAAAAAAUCAUUUUUUCCAAAGUUAGAAUUUUUCAAAAGUUUCCAUCAUUUGUUGUGAUAUGGUAAUUGGUCAAUCUCAAUGUUUUCAGUUUGAACAAUAACUUGUGAACAUUUCUCUUUUCUUGAAAACAUUUUGACAUGAACAGUGAUAACAUUUGAAAUAGCAUUUCGAUAAUUUUUGAUGAUUAAAAUAACUGGAAAUGGAUCUAAAGCCGGAAAAAUGGCAAGUGUGAUAGAUACAAGUAGGCUCGAAUGUCCUAGAUCAAUACUAAAUAGUGUGAAAACAAAAAGAAGACAGACAGGGAAGUGCAUUAAAAUUAAAGGGAUAAGAGUCUGUGUAACCAAUGCGUAGAAUAAUUGGUAUUGAAGAUGAUUUAAUUUUCGAGAUUGAAUGGAAUUAAUAUCUGAAUGUAAUUCUAUGUAGCAUCUUAUUGCAAAAAAUGCGACUGUAAAUAUUGAAAUGUUUACAAGUGUUAAGACAAUGAUAAUUCCAAUCAAACUCUUCUCAUUGAUUUUAAAUUGACCGUUUUCGGUCUUUUGAUAAAUAUACGGGCCGACAUAUGCAAUAUUCUCAAUUUCCCAAUUGAAUUCUUCUUUCACUAUCGAUUUCAUAGUAUGAUCAAUAGCAUCGUUUGGUGGGAGAAGAAAAUGCGCGGCCAAUAUCCAGAUAACUCCAAAACUUGGUGGAAUAAUCAUCCAAAGAAUGAUUUUUGGAUUAUUGAAACUUCGAAGCAUUUUUGAUUUACAAACUACAAAAUAUCGAUAGAUAAAUUGAAUGGCAAAUAAGCCCAUAAAAUUUCCAAAAAAUCCACCCCAAACUGAUAUUAAUGGAACCGCGAAACUCUUUGGAACUGCAAAAUUUGUAGAAAUACAUAUAAAAAUUGACUGAUGUGAAAGUAUAAUGGGUUCUACAAUUACAUCAAUACAUGAAAACAACACUUCAAAAAGUGAAAUAUUAAUCAUCAAAUAUUUAUAUGAUCCGAGUUGUUUUGGUGAUUUUGUGAUAAUUAGAACGAUAAGUAAUAGAUUACCAAUAAUUGAAAUUAAAGCUGCAAUUUCUUGAAUCUGGCGAACUGUUUUAUCCCAAUUCAUAAUUACUUUGAAGCUUCAGCGAAAACAAUAACAAAUGAACAGACUAUUUUUAAUACCAUAGAAUAAGUGCGUUUUCUUUUAAGGACAUACAUAGGAAAAUGUGAUAUUUUUUGUAUUGUACUUUGGUUUUUAAUUUCUUUAACUCGAAUUAUUAUUCGUAUAUAUCUGUCUAGCAAACGAAUGAAAAGCGUAUUCUUUCUCGUCCAAAAUUUCGUUGAUGUUAUCUUCAAGUAUCUGAGUUUUCCGAAAUUCAAUUCACAAAACUUGCAAAAGCAGUAAAUAAAUUUGAAACUCACAAUGAAAAUUUUCUAAUUUUUUGAAAGUCCGAUCAGAUAUAGCUUUUAGUAACAUGAAAGGCGUAGCAUCUAUACAAUAGGUUCUAAAUGUUUCUAUUUUCUUUUUGAAACAGUGAUAAUUAGAAAUACUCAUUGUCAGAAACAGUGAAAAAUUAUGCCCAUCCCACAAUUUUCUAAAACAUCUAACCUCCUUCACCAAAAUCAUAAUUUCUUUUUUUUUUCAGAUAAUCGAAGUGACGCACGUCGAAAAAAAGGCGCCAGUAAAACGAAAAAAGUUCCCACUUGGCGCGAAACAAAGUGAACGAGGAUCUCAACACAUUUCGAAUACGAAUUCGCAAACGCAAUCAAAUUCGAAUAAAAGCAAUAAUAAUAGUAAUCAACAACACAAAAAUUAA
This is a messenger RNA of Caenorhabditis angaria, 5864 nucleotides long. The record is from the annotation of a GenBank genome assembly. NCBI's taxonomy places the organism in Eukaryota, Metazoa, Nematoda, Chromadorea, Rhabditida, Rhabditidae.